AUGGGAGACUGGAACUUCCUCGGAGGCAUUUUGGAGGAGGUGCACAUCCACUCCACCAUGGUCGGCAAGAUCUGGCUGACCAUCCUCUUCAUAUUCCGGAUGCUGGUGCUGGGUGUCGCGGCCGAAGACGUGUGGAACGACGAGCAGUCCGACUUCAUCUGCAACACGGACCAGCCGGGCUGCCGCAACGUCUGCUACGACCAGGCCUUCCCCAUCUCCCUCAUCCGCUACUGGGUGCUUCAGGUCAUCUUCGUGUCCUCGCCCUCCCUGGUGUACAUGGGCCACGCCAUCUACCAGCUGCGGGCUCUGGAGAAGGAGCGCCACUGCAAGAAGGUGGCCCUCCGCCGGGAGCUGGAGGCCGUGGACGCAGAGCUUGUGGAGGUACGGCGGAGGAUCGAGAAGGAGAUGAAGCAGCUGGAGCAAGGGAAGCUUAACAAGGCUCCGCUGAGGGGCUCUCUGCUGUGCACUUAUGUGGUCCACAUUGUCACGCGCUCGGUGGUGGAGGUCAGCUUCAUGGUGUGCCAGUACAUCCUCUACGGGCAUCGGCUGAACCCUCUUUACAAAUGUGAGCGGGAGCCGUGCCCGAACAUGGUCGACUGCUUUGUCUCAAGGCCUACCGAGAAGACGGUGUUCAUGGUGUUCAUGCAAGGGAUCGCCUGCAUCUCGCUCUUUCUCAGCCUCCUGGAGAUCAUGCACCUGGGAUUCAAGAAGCUCAAGAGGGGAAUCCUGGACUACUACCCGCACCUGAAGGCCGACCUUGACGAGUACUACGUCGACAAGUCGAAGAAGAACUCGGUGGUGCAUCAGGUUUGUGUUGGCACAACCGUGGGUCGUAAGACCACAAUCCCUACAGCGCCUUGCGGAUACACCUUGCUGUUGGAGAAGCAGGGCAACGGGCCCACCUACCCUCUCCUUAACGCCUCCUCAGCCUUCGUCCCUAUUAAAGGGGACCCAGGUGCAAAGCCGGAAGGCCACAAGGAUGGCAAGGAGGGAGUGCCGAGCCCCACGGAGCAGAACAGCAACUCCAACAACACGAGCAGCGAGACACGUUCCCCUCCUGCGGACAAACAGGAGGAGCCGGAGGAGCAGUCUUCGCCACGUCGUGAGCGCAUGGAGUGCGCCAGCUCCGAGUACCCCACCCUCCCCGUGGCGGAUGCCUCAUCGUGCGCGACGAUGUCAGGCGUUGUUAGGAAGUCGCGGAGGGUCAGUCCACCGUGGAACUGCUCCACACUAGUGGAGGGGAACGCCUCGGACAGCGGAGACUCCUAUCACGGGAACAACAGUGUGAAGCUGCGCAGUGGCUGCGUCAAACCCCGAACAAGGAUGCUCUCCAAGUCAGACAUUAAGAGGCCCAGCAGGUCUCAGAGCCCGGACUCCGCAGGCGAGCUGAGCUCGGUGUCUCGACACAGCCGGGAGAGCAACAGCCCCAUCGCCUCCUCUCCGAACCGCCGAGUGUCGGCAGCGAGCAGUGGCAGCAGCAGAAGGGCCCCAACUGAUCUGCAGAUAUAAACAGGCUGUACGCUCUUCGACGUGGCAACGGAAACUCUAUAGCCCACCUGGGGGUGCAAGUUUUGUGUGCACUUUUCACACAUUUUAAGUUCUUUAAAAGACAAGCACAGAAGGCCUUUGCUACUUGUUGCCGUGGAGAUUAUGCUCUUGAGCAACCUCUUUUUCCCCAAUAAAUCUGCAAUCCAACAUCCACUUUUCUGAUAUUACCAUGUAGUCACCAUAAUGGACUGUUACGUUUCAGGACAUCAACAGGUCUGUAACAGGGAUUCAGAUGGACAUUUAAUGAUUCGACUGUACGCAGUCGAAUGAUUAGAGGGGAAUGGAAAACCGAACUGCAAUCUAUAAUGUUGUUUCAGGUCACAACAUGCUGUUACGCAACCGGAUACUUAUGAAUCAGUGACGCUGUCUGAAUUAUUCCGACCCCAGUUCUUUACUAAGAACAAUAAACAUAAAGAUGUCUCUGUCACGAUGGGAAAGGAGUGCUAAAUAGCUGGUGUUCAAUGUGCUGUCAUUUAGCAGAUUUUAAUUUCCCUCUGGGCACAUUAGGAGUGAC
This is a messenger RNA of Anoplopoma fimbria (sablefish), 2062 nucleotides long. Its product is annotated as gap junction alpha-9 protein-like. Bases 1 to 1509 code for a protein of 502 amino acids. The transcript has a single exon. Lineage: Eukaryota; Metazoa; Chordata; Actinopteri; Perciformes; Anoplopomatidae. The record is from RefSeq and is a predicted model, not a curated record. Gene Ontology annotation, cellular component: connexin complex. Gene Ontology annotation, biological process: cell communication.